AGAUGCAGCUAUGCCUUCUCACAUUUUUUAUUCUUAUUUUGUUUAGUUUUUUGGUAGAAUCCAGAAUUCCAAGAGCACGAUAUCGAAAACGUGGUCCAACAGGCUUUUCUUUGGCUAGAAUUCAAAAAGAAUAUGAUGAGGACUAUGAUUCUACCGAUGACUCGAGCACUAGUCGGAAAAGUUCAGUAGACGGGUCUCGAAGACGGGAUGAGGUUGUGAAUGAUGCGAAAUGUCUACAGAAGUGUAAUAAUCAACUCAAUAUUGGUAUGGAUAUGGUUAAUGCUCAUAUGGCAUUCGGAAGCAUAGAUGUUCCUAGUGUUGUCGAAAAAAGAGAUCUUGAAAUGUUCUGUAUGCUAGAUUAUCAACAUAGUCAAUGCAUUGAUGAAUGCGGUUAUUCAGUACAAUUCAAUCUUCGUGAAUAUGUCUGUCGAAAUCGGUUCCCCGAGAUGUUGCAACAUCUUCCAUGUUAUGCAAGGGCGGCACCAGCACUCAUUCGUCAUUGUAGACCACGAUGUGGAGGUUAUAAAGCUUUGGUGCACACACAAGAUGGGUAUUCACAGAGAUGUCGACAACUUCUAUGCGAUCAUACGUGCUCGACAUACAUUUUGAAGAGGUUGUGUCCUGAAGAAACAGGCAUCGCUGCGGCAAAUUAUCUACUGGAGUUUACCAGACUGCAGUUUGAGGUCGAUUACUGGAUGAAAGAUUUUACAAAACAAGCAAAAUCUCGAGUUCCUCUAACAUGCCGAAAAGUUCAAUGCAAAGAUUUCAAGUUGGCUAACUGUCGAACACAAAAACGAUAUCGAAAACGAGUUGUUGAUAAUUAAACUGCCAAUUUUAUGUAAAAAUAUUAUUUACGGGUCAUUUUUGAAUAAAACAAUUUUUAU
This is a messenger RNA of Caenorhabditis elegans, 884 nucleotides long. RefSeq names its product DB domain-containing protein (gene M05D6.9). The transcript is spliced from 7 exons. Lineage: Eukaryota; Metazoa; Nematoda; Chromadorea; Rhabditida; Rhabditidae. Bases 3 to 824 code for a protein of 273 amino acids. The record is from RefSeq and is marked reviewed.